Pseudophryne corroboree (corroboree frog) is the source of this 1911-nucleotide messenger RNA. It is a transcript of the gene CXXC1, whose product is annotated as CXXC finger protein 1. NCBI's taxonomy places the organism in Eukaryota, Metazoa, Chordata, Amphibia, Anura, Myobatrachidae. The coding region runs from base 104 to 1825 and encodes 573 amino acids. The transcript has 14 exons. The record is from RefSeq and is a predicted model, not a curated record. Gene Ontology annotation, molecular function: zinc ion binding; DNA binding. Gene Ontology annotation, cellular component: Set1C/COMPASS complex.
CUGCAGCAGGAUGUCGCCGGAGGUGACGUCACUGCUGUGACUCGGAACCGGAAGUUUGUCCGGGGUCACGGAGAGUGAAGACAGAAGACCGGAAACGGCCGAAAUGGAGAGUGAGUUUUCUGACCCAGAUUUGGUCGGUUUGGGCGAGACAGAGAAUGGAGAGAACGCCCCUGUGUACUGCGUGUGCCGCAAGCCGGACAUCAACUGUUUCAUGAUAGGAUGCGAUCACUGCAACGAAUGGUUCCAUGGCGACUGUAUCAACAUCACCGAGAAAAUGGCGAAGGCUAUCCGGGAGUGGUACUGCAUGCAGUGCCGAGAGAAACACCCCCAUCUGGAGAUCAAAUACCGGCACAAGAAAUCCAAGGACAGGGAGAGAGACCCGGAGAGAGAUGAGAACGAUGACAGUAUGAGGAGCGACCGGAGGAGGAACAGUACCAGCAGUGGCAGCAAACAGAUUAAAAGGUCUGCCCGCAUGUGUGGGGAGUGCGAAUCAUGCAGCCGUACCGAGGACUGCGGCCAGUGUGAUUUUUGCAGAGACAUGAAGAAGUUUGGGGGUCCCAACAAGAUUCGUCAAAAGUGUCGCUUACGUCAAUGUCAAGUGAGAGCAAGAAAAAUGCUCCGCGUGAAAGACGACGAACUCUCCAUGUUUAGAGACACGCCGGAACCACCCAGCCUGACCGGGUCUCUGUCUGAUGAUGAUCUUCCUCUGGAUCCAGAACUGUAUCAAGCGCUUUGCGCUGGAGGAGCCUUUGAUGAUCACAACCUGCCCUGGCUCAGUGACACAGAUGACACUCCAUUUCUCGACUCUGUCCUGAGGAAAAGAGCCGUCAAAGUCAAGCAUGUCAAGAGGCGUGAGAAGAAGUCGGACAAAAAGAAGGACGAUAAGUACAAGAGACACAAACAGAAGCAGAGACACAAGGACAAAGCCAAGCACUCCGAACGCUUUGAAAGCAGAGAUUUCUCCUCUUUGCGCCAGUGUCUAGGGCCCAACUGUGUCCAGCCCGCCAGGGCUAACUCGAAGUACUGCUCGGAUGACUGCGGCAUGAAACUGGCCGCUAACCGGAUCUAUGAGAUCCUCCCCCAGCGGAUCCAGCAGUGGCAGCAGAGUCCGUGCGUGGCUGAGGAACAAGGAAAGAAGUUACUGGAGCGGAUCCGUCGAGAGCAGCAGCAGGCCCGCACCAAACUGCAGGAAAUGGAGCGUCGCUUCCACGAGUUGGAGGCCUUGAUCGGCAAAGCCAAACAGCAGCAUAUCAGAGAGGAUGAAGAGACCAACGACGGGGACAGCGAUGACACCGACCUUCAGAUUUUCUGUGUGUCUUGUGGCCACCCAGUCAACCCCAAAGUAGCUCUGAGACACAUGGAGCGCUGCUACGCAAAGUAUGAAAGUCAGACAUCCUUUGGCUCCAUGUACCCAACCAGAAUCGAGGGUGCCACGCGUCUCUUCUGCGAUGUCUACAACCCUCACAGUAAAACUUACUGCAAGCGACUUCAGGUUCUAUGCCCCGAGCAUUCCCGAGACCCCAAGGUGCCAGCAGACGAAGUGUGCGGGUGCCCUAUAGUGAAGGACGUCUUUGACGCGACAGGGGAAUUCUGCCGGGUACCAAAGAGAAAGUGUAACCGUCACUACUGUUGGGAAAAGCUGCGCCGCGCCGAGGUUGACCUGGAGCGUGUUCGCGUGUGGUACAAACUCGAUGAACUGUUUGAACAGGAGCGUAAUGUCCGCAUGGCCAUGACCAACAGAGCGGGGCUCCUGGCUCUCAUGUUACACCAAACCAUCCAGCACGACCCAGUCACCACGGACCUGCGCACGCAUACAGAACGCUGACCCCCGGGGGGAGGCCCCCUCCGUUUUGUAUCGUCUACACGGGGAAAAGGCUUUAUAUUAAACCAAUGUUUGUUCAGAUUUUUUUA